UCAAGUUUUGUAAAUAAAAACAUGCAAACAAAAAAGCGCGAAUGUUUGGUUUUAUCGUGCGGAAAGAUUUUCUCAAAAAAACUUUUUAAAAAUGAUGGAAAGUGCAAUGGAAAAGUGCUUUAUUUGUGCCGAAGAGACGUCCCAGCCGUUCCGCAAUUUGAUGCAGCUGUCGACCAAGUAUUCCGGAACGCUGAUCUACAAAGUAGUGGAACGAUUCCUGGGCGGUGAUCUGUCCGAUAACGCCGCCAACCUGAUAGCAUCCGUCAUCUGCCAGGAGUGCAUGGUCAAGCUGAACGAUUACGACGCCGCGCACACGAAGGCCAUCAUCAUCCAGAAGGAGUUUACGGAUUUGCUGAAGAAGAACAUCACGUUCGUCGGGAACAAGCUGCAGCUGGAGGAGCAGAUGUACUUUAAGGUGGAGACAGACGGUUCGUAUCUGGACGAUUUGGUGGAACUGGACCAGAUAGUGGAGGAAGCUAGCGAAGAAGAACCACCGCCGUUACCACCAGACGGCAGUGAGGAACCUCCGGGAAAACAGGCAUUUGACAGCAUGAUUUCCAUGAAAUGUAACACCUGUGGCGUUGGAUUUAGUUCGUUGUAUGAGAUGCAACAGCAUUCACACAGAUCCACGAUGGAUGCGGAGAGUAAUGCUUGCUUGGAGUUUUUGGACGAUGCUGAAGAUGAAAUUUCAGAUGACGAAGUUGAGUACAUAAACGAGGAACGGCUGGAAGAGGACGACAGGGAGAUCAAAUCUGAGCAAGGGGAGAUCAAUGCUCAAGAUAAGGAUACAGCUGCUGAUACGGAGAAUAACGAUCCAGAAGAAAUAGACUCCGACCCUGACGAAGAAAUUCAUUUUGAGCAACUGGAUUUUCUUUCAGAAGCAGAAGAGAUGGGCAUAGAAGCUAAACCCACCGAAAAAGAAACAUUUGCAUGUCCGGAAUGUGAACUGGUUUUUACUUCCCAGCUAAAAUUGAAGAAUCAUUUGAAAAAGAGCCACCCAGAACCCGGCGACAGCGAAUCUCCAUGGGAAUGCAACAUCUGCGGAUUGAAGGUCAAAAGCAAAACGGCCCUUGGAACUCACACGGCGAAACACAGUCGGACGUCGAAAUUUGACUGCACCUUUUGUGGGAAAAACUUCCAGUAUAAGGCCGCCCUGGCUAGGCAUGUUCCGAUACAUACCGGUGAGAAACCCUACCAAUGUGAUGAGUGUGGCAAACAGUUCAUCCAUUAUUCAUCCUUCCAUAUGCAUAAGCUUACCCACGGAAACAUACGAGAGAAAAAGUGCGAAAUUUGUGGCUUCCAGCUUCGGUCCAGCUCGCACUUGAAACGGCAUAUGAGGGUCCAUUCUGGUGAGAAGCCUUACGAAUGCCCAACGUGUGGGCAAAAGUUCGCCCAGAGGUACAACAUGAUGACUCACUUAAAGGCCCACCAAGGAAUUUAUCGAGAGUACUCGAAGAUGUACAAAUGUCCGUUUUGUGUUCAAACUUUUCAACGGAAGCUAAAACUGCAGGAACACCUCACACGGGAUCACAACACGGUAGUGGAUUCGACUCUGCUCAAACCUGUAGAUCGACCCAAAAAGCAUGCAAAUCAAAUAGUUGAGUUUGUUACCGAUAGGUCUAGUUGAGUUUCUUCUGUAUAAACUAUCACUUUGUGGUAUGUAUUUAUAAUGUUGUUUUAAAACAUUUUAAAAUGUCACUGAA
Aedes albopictus (Asian tiger mosquito) is the source of this 1703-nucleotide messenger RNA. Its product is annotated as zinc finger protein 665. Bases 92 to 1627 code for a protein of 511 amino acids. Lineage: Eukaryota; Metazoa; Arthropoda; Insecta; Diptera; Culicidae. The transcript is spliced from 5 exons. Gene Ontology annotation, molecular function: chromatin insulator sequence binding. Gene Ontology annotation, biological process: regulation of transcription by RNA polymerase II. The record is from RefSeq and is a predicted model, not a curated record. Gene Ontology annotation, cellular component: chromosome.